Penicillium coprophilum is the source of this 327-nucleotide messenger RNA. RefSeq lists its product as uncharacterized. The transcript has 4 exons. The record is from RefSeq and is a predicted model, not a curated record. Bases 1 to 327 code for a protein of 108 amino acids. NCBI's taxonomy places the organism in Eukaryota, Fungi, Ascomycota, Eurotiomycetes, Eurotiales, Aspergillaceae.
AUGUCCGACAUGGAUCGCGAGUGGAAGCCGAAGGCCCGGCCUCAGUCGACUAUGGCGCAAGCCUUCUCGUCCGCAUUGGACAGCGCCUUUAUGCUUGACUCUGACGUCAACGACCUUUCGCAAACCAUCGACCAGAAGAAGCAGCAGGUGUUGAUCCAGAACCGCGAAUUGGAAGAGCUACAGAAGCGCAUCCGCGAGGCCGAGAGACGCCUCCAGUCCCGGACUACCGGUGCCAACACCUCAUCCCAACCACGUGGACAAGGCCAGUCAGUUGCUUCCCAGGGAUCCAACGAGCAGUCGGGUCAGUCUAAGCAGGGGAACAACUGA